CCUACAAUCCAUCAUCUGAUCUAGAACUACAUACUACAUUUCCAUCAUGGCUAAGAAAAACGACAAGGCCAAAAAGGCCGAGAAAAAGGCCCGCACCGCCCAGAAGCAGGAGAAAAAAGCCACGCAGAAAGAAAAGAAAACCCAAAAGCGCGGCAAAGACGCCGACGACAGCGAUGCCGACGAUGUCGACCUGGACGCUGUACUGGCCGAGUAUGCACGGCAGCAGGAAGAGUUCACCAAGGUGACGGAAGCCGUGGCCGAGGCGCCGCCCUCUGCCCGCAGCUCGGCCACGCUGCUCGCCUCGCCCGCCAACGACAACGAGCUCUUCCUCUUCGGCGGCGAGUACUUCAACGGCGCCGUCGCGCACUUUUACAACGACCUGUUCGUCUACAACGUCAACCGCGACGAGUGGCGCAACGUCACCUCGCCCAACACGCCCCUGCCCCGCAGCGGCCACGCCUGGACCCGCGGCGGCAACGACCGUGCCGUCUACCUCUUCGGCGGCGAGUUCUCGUCCCCCAAACAAGGCACCUUCUACCACUACAACGACUUCUGGCGCCUCGAGCCCGGCUCGCGCGAAUGGACGCGCCUAGAGUUCAAGGGCAAGGGCCCCCCCGCCCGCAGCGGCCACCGCAUGACCUACUAUAAGAACUACAUCAUCCUGUUCGGCGGCUUCCAGGACACCAGCCAGACGACCAAAUACCUGCAGGACGUCUGGAUCUACGACACGGCCACCUUCCAGUGGCACGAGCCGAAGCUGCCCCCCGUCGGACAGAAGCCCGACGCCCGCAGCAGCUUCUCCUUCCUCCCGCACGAGUCCGGCGCCGUCCUCUACGGCGGGUACUCACGCGUGAAGCUGACCGCCGGCGGGAAGCAGCAAGGCAAAGGCGGCGGUGGCCCCGCAUCGCGCACCGUCCUCAAGCCCAUGGUGCACCAAGACACGUGGUUCCUGCGGAUCGCGCCACCAGCGGCCGACGCGCCCGCCAACAGCCUGCCCAAAGUCCACUGGGAGCGGCGGAAGCGGCCAGCGAACCCGCCGACGCCCGCGCGCGCCGGCGCAACCAUGGCAUUCCACAAGGGCCGCGGGAUCCAAUUCGGCGGCGUCCACGACGUCGAGGAGAGCGAGGAGGGCAUUGAGUCCGAGUUCUUCAACUCCCUGUUCGCGUGGAACGUCGACCGCAACCGCUAUUUCCCGCUCGCGCUGCGCAAGCCCCGCGCCCAGGGGAAGAAGACCGCGCAGGAAGGGCGGGCAGGCGGGCGCAGAGGCCGAGGCAAGGCCGACGAGGAGGAGCUGCUGCGCAACCUCGCCGCGCUGGAGAUGAAGGGCACGCUUUCGAGCGGCGAUGGCGACGACGACGGCGCCGCCAAUGCCGGCGCGAAACUCUCUGCUACUGGCUCGCCGGACGAAGAAGACCUCCCCGACAAGCCCGAGAAGCAGGUCCUCUUCGAGAUGCCGCACCCGCGCUUCAACGCGCAGCUCGCGGUGCAGGACGACGUGCUGUACAUCUUCGGCGGCACGUUCGAGAAGGGCGACCGCGAGUACACGUUCGACGAGAUGUGGGCAAUCGACCUGGGCAAGCUCGAAGGCGUGAAGGAAAUCUUCCGCCGCGAGCUCGAGGACUGGCAGGGCGAGGAAAGCGAGGACGAAGAAGACGACGAGGAGGACGAGGAAGACGACUACGACGACGAGAACGACGACGAAGGCCUCAGCGACGACGAAGCCGCAAGCACCGCUGCCAGUACCGCCGCCAGCACCGCUGCAACCUCCGUCACCACGCCCAGCACACCCGCCGAAGAAACAACCUCCGCGACAGAAAAGUCCGCCUCGGCACUCACCGACGACGGGCUCCCGCAUCCCCGGCCCUUCGAAACCCUCCGCGAUUUCUACGCCCGCACCUCGCACCCCUGGCAGGAAGUCGUGAUGGACAUUCUCGCGCGCACGUACGGCGGUGCCGCCCGCAGCGUCAAGGAGAUCAAGACGAUGGCGUUUGAGCGCGCCGAGGAGAAGUGGUGGGAUUGCCGCGAGGAGAUCCGUGCGUUGGAAGAUGAGCAGGAACAGGCUGGUAUUGGCGAUGUGGUCAGUUUGGCGGAUAGGGAGGGGGGCGGUGGUGCCGGGUCUGGGGCUGGGGGGGCGGGACGGAGGCGGUAGUGU
Aplosporella prunicola CBS 121167 is the source of this 2152-nucleotide messenger RNA. RefSeq lists its product as uncharacterized. Bases 47 to 2149 code for a protein of 700 amino acids. Gene Ontology annotation, molecular function: protein binding. NCBI's taxonomy places the organism in Eukaryota, Fungi, Ascomycota, Dothideomycetes, Botryosphaeriales, Aplosporellaceae. The record is from RefSeq and is a predicted model, not a curated record. The transcript has a single exon.